AAAUAGUUGUAAGCUAUAAAAUCGUUGCGGGAGAAAAUUUGCAAAAACAUACGUUUGAAAUUUAACAUUUGCCUUUUUCUUCCCGAAACAAACUCAGCCAACCCGCCCACCUCUCUCUCUCUCCGUGUCUCACUCGUGUGAGGAGCGGUCUUCGUCCUCCUCUCUCCUCACCUACCAUACCAGGGCUGGAGCCUGCAGCCCCGCCAGACAAGAUUCCGAAGCAGACACCUGUCCCCAAUCGCUCUCCCGGCACCACCACCCCCACCAGACCAGAACAGAGGAGCUUGCUCUGCUCUGUGCUAUGCUCGGCUCACCUCACCCACCAAACCAAAAGCUAUCCUCCCUCCUACCCCACCCUCCUCCACAACGAGAAAAAGGAAAGGAACCUCAGAUUCACAACGGUAAAGCCUUCAACAUGCUGUCCCUUGUAGCCCACUCCUCUUAAUCCCACCCAGGCCGGCUCAGAGCAUUCUGAGAUUGAGUGCAACACAAGGCAGGAGCGGAGCAGAGCAGAGCAGGGAAGGAAUUUGGAAGGGGGCAGUCCGCAGAGCAAUACCAGAGACAGAGUCACAGAGCACCCGGAGGGGGUGCCUCCAAACGCAAACAACCAAGCCCGGAGCACUACUGCACGACGCCAGAGCAGAGCACAAAAGAAUCGCUGCAAGAAUGCAGCAAGGGAGCGCGGCUGGUAGUACUACGGCCGGUGGACGGAGGCGCGUGUCGGCGCAGUCCACGAGGAGCGUCGGCGCGGCGGGGGCGUCCGUGUGGGAGGCGCGGAUGAAGAUGGACGAGGUCAAAGGCGGCGUCAAGGUCUUCAGCGCCGGCGCCGGCGACGAGCCAGCCGACGAGGAGGGGAUGCGGGUGUACCGCCGCCUGCGCCGCAACCAGAGCGAGGGCGGCGCCAGCGCCGGCGGGGCCACCGCGGCGGCGAAGAAGAGGCGGAGCUGGAAGGCGUCCGAGCCGGUCACCGCGAUCGGGGAGCUGCGCAAGUCUCGGUCCGACGCCGCCGCCGCGGCGGUCACGGUGACCACCGGGGUGGUUACGAGGCGGGCCGUGGCGAGGGUCACCACGCCGGAGAAGAUGGUGGCGGUUGCGGCCGCAGCCGGCGAGGUGAAGGAGGUGGUGGUGGUCGAGGUGGGCAAGGCGCCACUGGAGGAAUCCAAGAACGUGGUGGAAGAAGCAGAGGAGUUGGACGACGACGAAAAGGAAUUGGACGAGGAGCUGGAGACAGAGGAGGAGGAGGAGAAGGAGAUGGUGGAUCAAGAUCACAUGGCCAUUGAUGAGGAAGAAUCUGCUCUGCACCAAGUGGACGACGACCAAGAUCUUGAGCCACCGACAAAAGUAGGGAUUAAGCCAUCGCCACUGCAAGAUGAAACAGCGGCUAAUCCAGAGACGGUGAAACAGCCUUCAGAGAAGAAAUCAGCCGCCGCGGCGAUCGAUCUCCGAGCAAUCAUCCCAGAGCCCAUGACCCCUCCUCCAGUGGAGAAGAAGCCGACACCGAUAAUAGUUCACCCCAUGACGAACUUCGAGCUGGCAAAACCUUCUCCAGAGAAGAAAGCUUUGCCGGCAACCGGUCGCCGGAUUCCUAAGCAAGAGCCUGUCAGCACUCCUCCCGUUGAAGAGGAGUAUGAGGAGAUUCAGGGCAGGCCAUCUGCACCCAGCAGAAGCCAUGCAAGGAUGCAGAAUAUUGUGGAUUUGGUGAUGUGGAGGGAUGUGUCAAAGUCUGCACUUGUGUUUGGAUUGGGAACUUUCUUACUGAUCUCCUCCUCUUAUGCCAAAGACCUGAAUUUCAACACAAUUACGGCAGCUUCAUAUGCAGGCCUGAUCUACCUUGGCCUAAGGUUCCUGAGCAAGUCCAUCCUCAACAGGGGUGAAAGUGUUGACUGCGAUGAUGAGAGAAUUGGUGAGAGGUGCUACCUGGUUGGGGAGGAGGAGGCCAUCUGGCUGCUGAGGCUGGUGCUGCCUUACGUCAAUGAGGUGCUGCUGAAUUUAAGGUCUCUCUUCUCCGGCGAGCCUGCAACCACCAUCAAGCUGGCACUGCUGCUGUUUGCAAUGGCCCGGUGCGGGAACUUUGUCACCCUCUGGACCCUGGCCAAACUGGUGUUCUUUGGGGUCUUCAUCAUCCCGAAGGUGUGCUCCUCUUACUCCACGCAGCUGGCAAGAUACGGCAAAUUUUGGCUGGAGAGGUUUAGGGAUGCAUGGGAGUCUUGCUCCCACAAGAAGGCAGUUGUGGCGGCCAUCUUCACCCUCGUCUGGAAUGUCUCCUCCACGGUUGCUCGUGUUUGGGCUGUUUUCAUGUUGGUGGUGGCAAUGAAGUGCUACCAGCAGCGCAUGGUGGAGUUCGGGUGGACCAGCACAGUGGAGGAGGGCGCCCAGGAAGCGGCAGAUGAGACACACCAAGAGGAGCCUCCGGUGAACUCUGGCCCGGCCAGGACCCAGGACGAGAGGCAAGGGUUCGGGGCGGUGGCGCCACGGCACCGGCGAGCGCCGGUCUCCGGCGAGUUCGCGAGGGAGAGACUGAGGGUGAGGGGCGGCAUUCAGCCGAGGUGACCGAUGGAAAUUCAAAGGCUGGGUUUUUCCUUUCUUAUUUUCUUUUUCCGUUGCGUAGUUUUGAACGUUGUGAUCGUAGUUUUGAACGUUGUGAUCGUGUGAUGGGUGGGUUGUGUACACCGGACGUGGUCCGGGUGUUUUGUAAUGUUUGGAUGUUUAGGAUCACUGUUUGGAUGAAUGAAUCUAUAAAUAAUAACUACAGGGUCCAGGAUCACUGUUUAAAAUUUU
Messenger RNA from Phragmites australis (common reed), 2778 nucleotides. Its product is annotated as reticulon-like protein B21. The record is from RefSeq and is a predicted model, not a curated record. NCBI's taxonomy places the organism in Eukaryota, Viridiplantae, Streptophyta, Magnoliopsida, Poales, Poaceae. Bases 667 to 2550 code for a protein of 627 amino acids. The transcript is spliced from 14 exons.